Thamnophis elegans (Western terrestrial garter snake) is the source of this 5365-nucleotide messenger RNA. It is a transcript of the gene UBA7, whose product is annotated as ubiquitin like modifier activating enzyme 7. The record is from RefSeq and is a predicted model, not a curated record. The transcript has 25 exons. NCBI's taxonomy places the organism in Eukaryota, Metazoa, Chordata, Lepidosauria, Squamata, Natricidae. Bases 231 to 3281 code for a protein of 1016 amino acids. Gene Ontology annotation, molecular function: SUMO activating enzyme activity. Gene Ontology annotation, cellular component: SUMO activating enzyme complex; cytoplasm. Gene Ontology annotation, biological process: protein sumoylation.
UUUACUCUUAGGAAAUCCCCCGUUGGACCUGCAGCGCAAAGGAACCCGAGCAAUUGUUAUCUGUUCCAGCUUAGUUCCCGAAAAACGAUCGGUUUCGCUUUCGCUUUCCUACUCCUUGCCAAAAGGAGGCGGGCUUUGCCACAUUCGCAGGUUCUUCCGACCGGAGCUGCUGGAUUUCGUGUGGGGAGAAGCACGAAGUGUCUGUGUGGUACAGAAGCAGCAGGAUCAGAAUGAAUGCCACGGAGGACCUUCCGAAGAUCGACCAGGAAUUGUAUUCCCGCCAACUCUAUGUGCUUGGGUUUGAGGCCAUGCAGAAGAUGGCUACAGCAACAGUGCUGGUUUCUGGAAUGACGGGGCUGGGGGUCGAGAUUGCCAAGAAUGUGAUUCUCGCAGGCGUGAAAUCUGUCACACUUCAUGACCAGGAUGAUGCUCAAUGGAAUGACCUGUCCUCACAGUUCUACCUAUCAGAGAAUGAUGUGGGGCAAAACCGAGCUGUGAUAUCCCAGAAACAUCUCUCCAAGUUAAAUAGCAAUGUUGAGGUGAUCCCCCACACCACUGAACUGAUGAAGUCCUUCUUGGCUACUUUCAAGGUUGUGGUUCUGACCAACUCAUCAUUGAAAGAACAGCUGGAUAUCAGUGAAUUCUGCCAUGCCAACCAAAUUUGCUUUGUCCUAGCUAACACAAAGGGCCUGGCUGGACAGAUUUUCUGUGAUUUUGGAGAAGAACAUGUAGUGUAUGAUCCUUCAGAAGCUGAACCUGCAUCUGCUGCCAUUGAACACAUCACCUGGGGUAAUCCUGGUCUCUUGACUAUGGCCUAUGAUGAUGAGCAGGGACAUUGCUUUAGGAAUGGUGACUGGGUGACCUUCUCUGAAAUUGAAGGGAUGACACAACUGAAUGGUUCUAAUCCACGCCAGAUCUGUGCGAAAGGAAAUAACACCCUGGAAAUUGGAGACACGUCUUCCUUUUCCCCAUACCAACAUGGUGGGAUCAUCACUCAGGUCAAGAUGCCUCAAAAACACUCCUUUAAGUCUCUGCAAGCCUGCAUGGAUAAUCCGAAGUUCAACACCCAAGAUAGAAAGAAAAUGUUUCGUUAUCGCACUCUUCAUGAAGCCUUUCGGGCACUUCACACAUUCCAGAAUGAAGUUGGUCGACUUCCUAGCCCUCAGAAUCGGGCAGAUGCAGACAUGUUAGUAGAACUGGUGAGGAUCCCAGAUAUGGAUCAGGAACAAGAGAAUCUGAUACGGACAUUUGCGUAUGGAUGUAUGGGGGAUUUGAGCCCUAUGAAUAGCCUUAUUGGAGGCAUUGCUGCUCAAGAAGUCCUAAAGGCUGUUUCAGGGAAAUUCACCCCUUUGGAUCAGUGGCUGUACUUUGAUGCUUAUGAAUGCCUGCCUGAGGGGGAGCAGCUGACAGAGGAAAACUGUGCUCCGCGUGGUAGCCGCUACGAUGGGCAGAUUGCUGUCUUUGGGGCUGACUUCCAAAAACAACUUGGGAAGCAGAAGUAUUUCCUGGUAGGAGCAGGUGCGAUUGGCUGUGAACUCUUGAAGAAUUUCGCAAUGAUUGGCUUGGCUGCUGGCGAGGGCGGGGAGAUCACUGUGACAGACAUGGACAUCAUUGAAAAGUCCAACCUGAACAGGCAGUUCCUAUUUCGACCACAAGAUAUAUCUAAGCAGAAGUCAGAAGUGGCUGCAGCUGCCAUAAGACGUAUGAAUCCUAAUAUCAAUGUAAUAGCUCAGCAAAAUCGGGUCGGGCUUGACACACAACACUUCUAUGGGGACGAAUUCUUCUUGGGCUUGGAUGGUGUAGCCAGUGCCCUGGACAGCUUUCAAGCCAGAAACGAAGUGGGUGAAAUAUGUCUGCACUACCUCAAGCCUUUGCUCGAUUCUGGGACCGAUGGCACCAAGGGACACUCCCUAGUCUUCGUGCCUUACCUGACAAACACACAUGGACAAAGUCUGGAUAAGGACAGUACAACAAUCCCUCUCUGCACUCUGCGCUAUUUCCCCACUACCAUCCAGCACACCAUUCAGUGGGCCCGAAAUCAAUUUGAGGAUCUUUUCAAAAUAAGAGCAGAGGAUACUAAUAAAUUUCUGAGGGAUCCCACCACCUUUGAGAAAGAAGGCACGGAAGCUUUGGAGAGGCUGAACCUAGUGAAGAUGAGUCUUCAGGAGCAGCCACAGUGCUGGCGAGACUGCGUGGCCUGGGCCCGGAAACUUUGGGAGCGUCUUUUCUGUCAUGACAUCCUGCAGAUGCUGUACAACUUUCCACCUGAAUAUGAGACAAGCUCUGGAUUUCCUUUCUGGUCCGGAUCCAAUCGAUGCCCGCACCAACUCCAGUUUGAUUACAAUAAUACCACCCACAAGAGCUUCAUUGUGUCUGCCAGUCGCCUCUUUGCCGAGACACACAAGCUGCUUGUUCAUGAAGAUGAAGCUACCACUUUGCAAGUUCUCCUUGAGUUGCAUCUCCUACCCUUCCACCCACGUCAAGGGAUGCAUAUCCCUACUACGGAUGAGGAGAGUCCAACAUUACCAAGUGCCUCUAAGGAGACGAUGUUGAUAGAACUGAAACAAGAAUUGGGAAAGCUAAGAGAGGAGCUUGAAAAAGACAGUGGUCAUAUGGAGCCACUUCACUUUGAGAAGGAUAAGGACUCCCAUUUGGAAUUCAUCACGCAUGCAGCCAAUCUGCGAGCUGAGAACUAUGACAUCCCUCCAGUGGAUAAGUUCCAGGCCAAGAGGAUUGCGGGCCGGAUUGUACCUGCCAUUGCCACCACAACAGCUGCUGUAGCUGGCCUGACCUGCCUGGAGCUUUACAAAUUGGUGUGGCAGUGCAAGGAUCUCAGUUCCUAUCGCCAUGGCUUCCUCCAGCUCGCUGAGCCGUUCCUCGAUCGCUCCCAGCCUGUGCCAUCUCCACAAGCAUACGAGUAUCAGAAGAAGACAUGGAGCUGCUGGGACAGAAUUACCAUGCCAGGUUUAAAUUCCAAAGGAGAAGUUGUUACCUUGAGAGAGAUAUGUGAUCACAUCCAGACGGAGCAUGACCUUGUGCCUCAGAGGUUGCUAUUUUGGAAAGGAUCCAAAAUAGUAUUCCUUAUCUAUGAUAAGGAAGCUGCAAUCAAAGAGCAACAUCUUCCUUUAAGCCUGACGGAAUUGAUUCAUGAAAUCACUGGAGAGCCAGUCCCCAAGGAGUGCCGUCUCUUGGUAUUGACAAUUGAUUGUGAAAAUGAAGAAUUCGAUGAAAAUGUACCACCUGUUCAUAUCAUGCUUCAACCAGCCAGUAAUCAAAAAUAAAUAAAUUGUGUUAACAGAUUUCUAAAGGAAGCAAUCUCGUUAAAUCAGAGAAGCACUGAAAGUGACUGCUCUAAACACAAAUUACUGCAAGAAUGUGUUUUGAUGAAGGCGAUAUGUCUUCUCCAGUGCAUCAGCUUAAAUUUGCCUGCAGGAGUUAUCCUACCCCUGAGGGCCAUGAACAGAUAAUUUGUUGGAAAUGACUAUGAAGUGCAAUCUACAGAACUUCUUUUGUCAUAUCCUGAAUCUCACUUCUCAUUAUGUUCCUAUAUCACAUCAGUUGGGUGUGUGGCAACAUUACAUUAGCCUGCUCUGCUUUGUCAGAAAGUUUAUUGAACUGGCACCCUCCUAUGAUUUUUAUAGGCACACUGCAAAUGUGGGUAGGAAUUAGGCUUGUGGUAGUUGGACAGCUGGAAGGCCCCAAGCUAGGAACAUCUGCCUUAAAGGAUGGGAUAUUUUCAUUAUCUCAGCACUGAAAGACCUAAUCUCCAAUGUUCAACUAGUAUCUCCAAUUAGAUGAGACAGCUCGAGAGACACGCUAGGAGAGGUUUUGGAAAGCCAGUUGCAAUUAGAGCAGACAACGUUGGGCUAGAUGUAGCAGUAAUCAACCAGAGUACCUUCAAACUUUCAGCUGUCUCUGUAUUUUGAAUAAGUGCAGUGGGAAGACAGACAUUGGAGUACUGUGAUAUAUGUGAGAGGCACUAAGUUGUGCUGUAGUUGAGGGCAAAAUCUGGAGUAUAAAUGCCUUGAUUGUUGAUUGGGCAGCAUGUCGCAAACCAUUAUCUUUUUCCUUAGCGUAAAAUGAGAUUAUCAUGGAGAUGAAUGAGACUUUGUAAGUCAUUCAUUAUGCACGCAGAAAGGGAGAUCAGAAGCUGCCUUCAUACAAGGGCUUCAUCUAGCUCACUACCAUCUCCGUAUUUAACCAUUAUGGAUGGAGUUCUUUUAAGCCUCAUGUGCCGAAACCAAGGACUGAAUGGGCAUCUUGCAUUUGAAAUAUGUGCUCUCCCAACGUAGCCUACUCUUGGUUACACGUUGUUACCAAUGGAAUUGAUAGUGCCCAUGGCUCUUCAGGAUAAACCACAACCUCCCUGAGUGUUGGCCACCCAGACCCUUCAUGAAGGAGAGCUCUUGGCUCCCACUAUUGUAGACAGAUCCAGAAGAAACUUACGUAUUUGUAAGCAAAUUGCUUUGCCAUAUUGUCCACCUAUUAGUUUUAGUUGUUCUGUCCACUCAGGUCCAUCUUUGUUGUGACAGCUCUAUAGAUACCGGUAGUCCUUGACUUAUGACUGUAGUGGAGUCUGCCCAUUAUAGUCAUAAGUCAUGAUGGUCGUAAAGCAGGUUAUCACGUGACCAACCUAACCAACCAAAGAUGCAAGCUAUUUUUUGCAGCGAUUCAAUGCAGCUAUUAUUCACUAUGGAGUAUUUUGGCCAAAAACCAGAAGUAAACGUUGGUUUUCAGCAAAAAUAUAAAUUGUGGCCACAUGACUGCAGGAUGCUGCAAAUGGUCAUCAAUGAAGGUCAGUUGCCGAGGUCUCAAAAUUCAAUCACAUGACUAUAGGAGGGGGCCACCAUUGUAACUUUGGAACUGAAUUACAAGUACCUUUAGUCUUGUAAUGUUGAAUGGUCCCUAAGUGAACAGUUAUAAAUUGAGAACUAGCUUAUUUGUAAAUUGCUACCUUGUAAAUUCUAUCGUCUUCUUUUUGCCCCAGCUACUGAAAUAUCCAGCUUUUUGAACUUGGUUUCUCACAACAUUUGAUUUCCCUUCUGAUAAGAAAGAUAAGAGUGUGGGUGCCUAUAGUGUUAAACCUUGUUAAGAACAACUUGGCUGACAAUUCCGUGUUUGUGGUUUGAUUUUUUAAGAAAAGAGUGUGAGAACUUCACUCCUGUGAAACUUCUAAAGCAACACUAGGAAUAACAUCUGAUGAAGAUAACUGAGUGGCUUUCCUUCCUUUCUAAUUUAAAUCAAAUGCUUUAGAUUAGGUUCAUUCUGCACUUUAUGGCAAAUUGCCCUGUGACAAAUUGCAUAUUCUGUUUACAGUAAACUGCUAGCAACACAUUAAAGUAAUGAGACAGAGUUGAUGAUGAAA